AAAAUUUCCAUUAGUUAUCAUAAUUCUAAUAAGUAUCUCAAAUUUAAGGAUUUUUUAGAAAAUUGUCAUAAUAAGUUUGAAAUAAUUAAUUUAAAUCAUACUGUUGAGUUAAACUUUCUUAAAAUUGUUUUAAAUUAUAUUGAAAGAAGUAAUAAUAGUUUAAAAAUUCUUGGUUUGAUCAAUGUGAAUGAAAGAUUGAAUGAUGAAGAAUCAAUGUUAUUGAAUAGUAUUAAAGCUAAAGGGAUUAAAAUAAUGGAAUUUCAUAAUUUAAAUGGUGUUUGUGAAGGGUUGGAGGCAUAAG
Messenger RNA from Rhizophagus irregularis DAOM 181602=DAOM 197198, 301 nucleotides. The record is from RefSeq and is a predicted model, not a curated record. Lineage: Eukaryota; Fungi; Glomeromycota; Glomeromycetes; Glomerales; Glomeraceae.